Molecule: messenger RNA, 1354 nt
Organism: Myzus persicae (green peach aphid)
Lineage: Eukaryota; Metazoa; Arthropoda; Insecta; Hemiptera; Aphididae
Product: vegetative cell wall protein gp1-like
Exons: 2
Coding region: 91-1134 (347 amino acids)
Source: RefSeq, a predicted model, not a curated record
ACCCAAAUAAGUGCAAUCGAGCAGAUCAGUUAGUGCGUAGUUGAACUCGGUUGUACUUAUACUUGUUGCCUAAUAAUAAUUGUACGAACGAUGGCUGGUUGGUCAUUUUUUUUAGCAAUAAUCGUGUCGUUGCAGGUCGUGCAGGAUGGCGUCCAUUCGUGUACACUGCGAAGUCACAAAGCUCCGGGGCCGCAGUCAGCGUGUUCCACUCCUGGUGCCGCCGAUCCGUCUCCAGCGAUUCCGCGCCGCACACCGGCCUCGUGCGCAACACCGACACACGGACUGCACUACCCCGACGCGUUAAAUAAAAUUCCAAGUAUUACGUCUUCGCUAUCAAAUCCAGUUCCUGCUGCCGCACUUCCGCCGGUCCCGGUGCCGCACUACUUAGCGCCCGUUUCGGCGAGCACUUCCGGUAACGACCGAAUUCUUAUUGAUCUCUUGCUCGAGUAUUUCGCUGCACUGGAACCGCCGCGCCGGUUACCGUUACCGCCGUUGAGCUCGUCACCUCGUGGUUUCACGCCUGCAAGUUUGCCUGUACUAUUAACGCCUACUCCUUAUCCUGUAACGCCUAACCCGCAGAUUGGCCAGGCUGAACUACAACAGUUCCUUUCACUUUUGUUGUCUGUUUCAGGACCCGGCUCCGUUUUACCCAUAAAUCCCGCAGUCCCCUCAGACCGUUUACUCCCGUCUCUGUCGCCCGCUCCGCCGGCGCAUACCACUACUCCACCCCCCGCCACCGUAUCUGCAAACGCUAUACCCGAAGCGGCGACAACGGAAGCAACAGCAACGGCGCCCGUUGACGAGUCAUCGAAACCGACGUCCGCACCGGAAACUGUGCCGGCCUCGCCGCCAAGCUCAGUUCCGGCCACGGACCCCGCGGACAGCGUACCCGCAAACGACGCGGUCGGGCCAUCGGAUCCCGGGUCGCCCAACGUCCCAGCAGUUUCAGCUCCUAUCAACGCGUCCGACUCUACUCUCGUCGCACCGGAAGCUUCCGGUUCUACGUUAGAAGCGAUCCCGGCACCGGCAACGAACACCGUACCGGCCCCAGAUUCGGUCCCCGCUUCAAGUUCCGCGGACGUAGCGUCAUCGGCGCCACCUCCGUCCGACAUUACGACGCCAAGCGUAGUAUAAAUCCCUGCAGUCGACGACACUUACCGUGUUUUCCGUCUAUGGUCUAUACAUACUUAUGGUACUGGUUCGAUUCUCCUAUGUAUGUAUAUAGUACAGUAUAUACAAGCUAUGUACUAUAGUUUAGUACAAAUAUUUAUAGUUGUCGACCAAAAUGUCUUAUCAAACAAAAUAUUAUUUGGGUAUUUAAUAAAUUUAUAAUUUUUGCGUUUUACAUAUCUAA